This is a messenger RNA of Trifolium pratense (red clover), 2076 nucleotides long. Its product is annotated as probable mitochondrial-processing peptidase subunit beta, mitochondrial. Gene Ontology annotation, biological process: proteolysis. Bases 233 to 1834 code for a protein of 533 amino acids. The transcript is spliced from 9 exons. NCBI's taxonomy places the organism in Eukaryota, Viridiplantae, Streptophyta, Magnoliopsida, Fabales, Fabaceae. The record is from RefSeq and is a predicted model, not a curated record. Gene Ontology annotation, cellular component: mitochondrion. Gene Ontology annotation, molecular function: metal ion binding; metalloendopeptidase activity.
AAACAUGGUGUUAUUUUCUCCAUCAAAUAUCCACCUCUAUUUAUUCCAGUAGUAUUUUUAUUAUUUUUGACAAAGUCUAUAGUGUGAUUGUACACUCCGAAUCACACCCCACAAAUUUGAUCACUCUUUUCUCUUUCUUUGUCUCUCUUUUUUUUUCACUUACACAUACCCAAAAUUUCAUCGAUUUCACAACAACUUUUCAUUAUUCCUUCUUCACAACCAAACCCUAACCAUGACGAUCAACAAACUCCUCACCCUAGUCCGCCGCUCCACCCAGCGGCGGACUCCCAUCCUCUCCACAAUCCGAUCCCCAUCCUUUUCCACCUCCGCCGCCGCACCAGUAACCCGAUCUCCACCUUCCUCACCACCUUCCCCACCACCUCCCAACGUCAUGAUGUACGAUCGUUUAGCUGAAUCCGUUAAAGCUAAACUCCAACGAUUAGAAAAUCCAGAUCCACGUUUUCUCAAAUACGGUUCACCGAAACCCGAAAUCCGUGACCAUACACAAAUCCUCUCCGCUCCUGAAACGCGUGUAACUACUCUCCCUAAUGGACUCCGUGUUGCCACGGAAUCUAGUCUCGGUUCCAGAACGGCGACGGUUGGUGUUUGGAUCGAUGCUGGAUCGAGAUUUGAGACGGAAGAGACUAAUGGAACGGCUCAUUUUUUGGAGCAUAUGAUUUUUAAGGGAACUGAUCGACGUACCGCGAGAGAACUCGAAGAGCAGAUUGAGAAUAUGGGUGGACAUCUUAAUGCUUAUACUUCGAGGGAGCAGACUACUUAUUAUGCUAAAGUUUCGCAGAAUGAUGUACCUAAAGCACUUGAUAUUCUGGCUGAUAUUCUUCAGAAUUCGAAAUUUGAUGAGAAUCGGAUUAGUCGCGAACGUGAUGUUAUUCUUAGGGAAAUGGAAGAGGUUGAGGGUCAAACCGAGGAAGUGAUCUUCGACCACCUACACGCAACUGCUUUCCAGUACACUCCCCUUGGCAGAACCAUUUUGGGACCUGCUCAGAACAUCAAGACAAUCACCAAAGCUCAUUUGCAGGACUACAUUCAGACGCAUUACACUGCUCCCAGGAUGGUGAUUGCUGCAUCUGGAGCUGUAAAGCAUGAAGCUUUUGUUGAGGAAGUGAAAAAAUUGUUUACUAAGUUGUCAACUAAUCCCUCCACAGCAUCUCAGUUGGUCGAAAAAGAACCAGCAGUUUUCACUGGUUCUGAGGUUCGAAUUCUUGAUGAUGAUAUUCCCCUUGCACAAUUUGCAGUAGCUUUUGAAGGUGCUUCUUGGAAGGAUCCAGAUUCAAUUGCUCUGAUGGUUAUGCAAGCAAUGCUGGGUUCAUGGAACAAGACAGCUGGAGGUGGAAAACACAUGGGUUCUGACCUAGCACAACGAGUUGGCAUCAAUGAAGUGGCAGAAAGUAUGAUGGCUUUCAACACCAAUUACAAGGACACAGGUCUUUUUGGUGUUUAUGCUGUUGCUAAGCCGGAUUGCUUAGAUGAUUUAUCCUAUGCAAUAAUGUAUGAGACAACCAAGUUGGCUUAUCAGGUUUCAGAGGAUGAUGUUACACGUGCUCGUAAUCAGUUAAAAUCUUCGCUUCUGCUUCACAUUGACGGAACCAGCCCUGUAGCUGAAGAUAUUGGACGUCAGCUACUCACAUAUGGUCGAAGAAUCCCAUUUGCUGAAUUGUUUGCAAGAAUUGACGCUGUUGAUGCCAGUACAAUUAAACGUGUUGCUAACCGAUUUAUUUAUGACAAGGAUGUUGCUAUUGCUGCCAUGGGACCUAUUCAACAUUUACGUGAUUACAACUGGUUCAGACGCAGAACCUACUGGAACCGUUAUUAGUUCAUCUUAGUUUUCUGCUUAAUUUAAACUUUAUGGAAGGUCUGGCAUAAUGUUUUGUCCAAAAUUUACUCCCUAUAUUGCCUCUGGAUGGCUGCUUAGGCCGUCAAAUUUUCAUUUAUUUGUUAUAGGCCUCUGUUUUUGUAAUAUUUAUGCAAUAAUAAAUAUGCUGUCAUCAAUGGUGUAAAUGGCAUCAUUUCAUACUGCCAUAAUUCUUGUUUGAGAAUGUAUUGCAUUGCCUUAAA